Molecule: messenger RNA, 487 nt
Organism: Fusarium venenatum
Lineage: Eukaryota; Fungi; Ascomycota; Sordariomycetes; Hypocreales; Nectriaceae
Source: RefSeq, a predicted model, not a curated record
AAAUCCUAACUCUUUUUCUACCACCUAGUUUUUAUUGGCCAGAACCCAACCACAGAAAUCCAUUGAGUGAGUUAUUGGGGAGCAGGGAUCCAUCAAAGUACUGGUACUUUGCGAAGCAGGAAGCCCACUCUCUAUUACGCUCCAUCUUCCAUCACACUCACGGAGGAUAAACCAAAUCAAUGGAUGCAGAACAUUGUCAGCUACGAUUCUGCCAAUUGAAUUGAGGGACUUUGAGGGAGCUCGUCGGGGGAAACGGUGGAGAGGGUCACUUUACUGCAGUUCAUGGCAGGGAUGGAUGGCUGCGGUUCACAAGCCGUAUUCUCCGUUGCGACUUGACUUGCACGAGUUUGGCUCACGCGGGGGGCCGCGUGGGAUGUCCCUUGUUCCGAGAUUCUUCAGGCUUCUGAUGAUGGUCUCUGACAGGCAUUUCUUAACGAUGGGCUUAAGCCAAGCCAUGGAUGAUGGUCUAACAUCAACUCGUCAUUAA